AUGCUUGUCUACAUCUCCCGAGAGAAGCGCCCUGGUUAUGACAACCAAAAGAAGGCAGGCGCCAUGAACGUGAUGCUCCGUGUCUCCGCGCUCCUCUCUAACGCACCCUUCGUCAUCAACUUUGACUGUGACCACUACAUCAACAAUUCGCAAGCUCUCCGUGCCCCUAUGUGCUUCAUGCUCGAUCCUUGUGACGGUCAGAACACGGCGUUCGUCCAGUUCCCGCAACGGUUUGACGACGUCGACCCAACUGAUCGCUACGCCAACCACAACCGUGUCUUCUUCGACGGCACCAUGCUUGCGCUCAACGGCCUCCAAGGGCCUACCUACCUCGGCACCGGCACCAUGUUCCGUCGUGUCGCACUCUAUGGCAUCGAGCCGCCACGCUAUAGAGUAGAGAACACUAAACUUGUGCGUAAGACCGGUGAGUUUGGUUACUCGACGUCCUUCAUCAACUCGGUGCCGGAUGCCGCGAUCCAAGAUCGAUCUAUCACCCCGGUGCUGGUCGACGAGGGGCUCAGAAAGGACCUAACUACCUUGAUGACAUGCGCUUACGAGGACGGGAGCUCAUGGGGGAGAGAUGCCGGGUGGGUGUACAACAUCGCGACGGAGGACGUGGUGACAGGAUUCCGCAUUCACCGGCAAGGGUGGCGUUCCAUGUACUGCUCCAUGGAGCCGGCAGCGUUUCGCGGAACGGCUCCGAUCAACCUCACCGAGCGCCUCUACCAGGUGCUUCGGUGGUCCGGCGGGUCCCUUGAGGUGUUCUUCUCCCACAGCAAUGCCCUCAUCGCCAGCCGCCGGCUCCACCUUCUGCAGCGCAUCGCCUACCUCAACAUGUCGACGUACCCGAUCGUCACGGUGUUCAUCUUGUCCUACAACUUCUUCCCGGUCAUGUGGCUCUUCUCCGAGCAGCUCUACAUCCAGAGGCCGUUCGGCACGUACAUGGCGUACCUCGUCGCCAUCAUAGCGAUGGUGCACUUGAUCGGCGUGUUCGAGGUGAGAUGGUCGGGGAUCACCUUGCUAGACUGGUUCCGCAACGAGCAGUUCUACAUGAUCGGGGCGACGGGCGUGUACCCAACAGCGGUGCUGUACAUGUUGUUGAAGCUCGUCACGGGAAAGGGGAUAUACUUUAGGCUCACAUCCAAGCAGACGGAGGCCUGCUCCAACGACAAGUUCGCCGAUCUCUACACAGUGCGGUGGGUGCCGCUGUUGAUCCCGACCACUGCAGUCAUCAUCGUCAAUGUCGCGGCUGUCGGGGCAGCAAUAGGCAAGGCGGUGACAUGGGGCUUCUUCACAGACGAGGCGCGACAUGUGCUUCUCGGGAUGGUGUUCAACAUGGGGAUCCUUGUGCUCCUAUACCCAUUUGCACUUGGCAUCAUGGGGAAGUGGGGGAAGAGACCCAUCAUCUUGUUCAUUGUGUUGGUCAUGGCCAUCAGCGUCGUCGGGCUCUUAUAUGUCAUGCUGCACGCCCCAUACACAGGAGAAUGGUCACAAGUUGCCGUUUCUCUUGGGAAAGCAUCGCUGACCGGGUCAUCUGGAUCUGGGUAG
This is a messenger RNA of Triticum turgidum subsp. durum (durum wheat), 1548 nucleotides long. The record is from the annotation of a GenBank genome assembly. NCBI's taxonomy places the organism in Eukaryota, Viridiplantae, Streptophyta, Magnoliopsida, Poales, Poaceae.